Harmonia axyridis is the source of this 1972-nucleotide messenger RNA. RefSeq lists its product as uncharacterized. Bases 1019 to 1972 code for a protein of 317 amino acids. The transcript has 2 exons. Lineage: Eukaryota; Metazoa; Arthropoda; Insecta; Coleoptera; Coccinellidae. Gene Ontology annotation, molecular function: catalytic activity. The record is from RefSeq and is a predicted model, not a curated record.
UUUAGCUGAAUAGAGCAUCAUAAACAAUGUCAUAUUCCGAAUUUUCAGAUUUCAAAUCGGUCCCGUUCUCCAGAAACGUCUAUUAGGCCGUCGAACUUGAAAUACCCUGUAUAUGAUAUUACGUAAUUACGUAUGAUACUUCAUACGGAGUAGACGUGUUAUUUGCGGCUCCUCUUAUUAUCGAGUUUUUCAAUAGGCGAAUCGUUCCAGUAAAAAGUGAAAUACGCAAUAUUUUGUUUUCAUUGGCGGUCUUUUCCUGAAUUCCCAAAUUUAAAAUUAUAAUUGCAUUUGUACUGAAACUAAACUUACAGGAUGGUUUUGACCUCACAACAACGGAGAAAUAUUAAGGAUAUUAUCGAAGAAAGUGUUAAUGAUUCACGUUUCUUGGCGACCUUGGCGAAAUGUGUUGCAGAUAUUGUGUUGGAUAAGAUGAAUGAUAAAUUUGAUUCAUUACUUCUAAAAACGGAUGUCCUUCAAGAGAAAGUGAACACAUUGCAGGCGGAAAAUAAUGAUCUGCGUAAACGUAUGAAUCGCCUGGAGCAGAAUCAAAGAAUGAGACGACUUCGAUUUACUGGUGUGCGCGAGGGAGAUAAAGAAGAUGUGAUGCAGUCAAUCACACAUUUGUUGACUAAUAAAUUGAACCUUGCAUCCUCGGACAUUCAUAUCGAGAAAUGUUACCGCAUACCUGUCAAGGAUAAAAAUAAAUUGCAAAUCUACGUUCGGUCAGAAAAAUGUUUGGUCACGCAAUGGGAGAAUUUAUGUGAGUAGCGUAGCUGGUGGAAAGAAGAUGAUUGAAUGUGCGGAAGAUUUGAAGGAUUGAUGUAAACAGCCGUAAACGGGUCUGCUCUAAUCAUGAGGAAAUAAAUAGCAUUGCCAAAAAUUGUUUAUUGAAAAUUAAUUUCUUUUCCACUUUCUUUUUUGAGUUUAAACCUUAGCUUUAUUGUUUAUAUUAUUUUAUUUUUUUUGUUGUUGAUAGUAUUUCUGAAAUUUCUUUAUAUAGAUUCAUUUUUGCCAUUGUAUGAUGAAUAAAAGGUAUCGGUUACAUGUUGCUCAGUUAAAUGUUCGCUCACUCCUAUGUCAUUUUUCUGAAUUCAAGGAAACUUUGUAUGAGCGUAAAUUUGACAUUUGCUGUGUUACUGAAACUUGGUUGAAGGAUGAACCUGAUUAUUUAGUGAAUAUUGAUCAGUAUGAUUUUGUGAGAAAUGACAGGCUCACCAGGGGAGGAGGUACAGGUAUUUAUGUGAAUAAGAAUAUAAAGUACAGAGAAAUCAGCUUUAAAUUGAAUCUUGAGAACACUACUAUUUUUCUUGAAUACGAUCAGUUCAAAAUUUUGAUUUGUGCUAUUUACAGACCGCCCAGUGUUGAUAAAAAGUUUUUAAUAGAAGAUAUUGAGGAUUCACUUUUAGCUUCCAUUCCAUAUAGCGAGAAUUUGGUUAUUGUGGGAGACAAGAAUAUUGACGUGUCGAAUACUAAGGGUGCCGAUUGCGUUUUUUACUUAUCGGCCCUGAAUACAUUUGGGUUGGCACAGCUUGUUGAUUUGCCAACUAGAAAGGAUGCGAUUUUAGAUCAUGUUAUAACCAAUACUCCUGAAGCUCUAAAAGACGUCAAAGCAGUCAAUUAUCAUUAUAGUGAUCAUGAUAUUACUAGUUUCACCGUUGAUGUAGAUGUAUCACAUGCAAACUUUAAGUAUGUCACUUAUAGAGAUUUCCGAAAUUUUUCGCCGAGUUCUUUCAGUGACGAACUUGCUUAUUCAUCUCUUGAUGAAAUUUUUGUCUUGAGAAACAUUGAUGAUAAGGUGGCUCAUAUUUCUUGUGUUCUUACACGGUUGUUUGAUAAACAUGCUCCAGUGAGAUCUUGUCGCAUCACUAAACCUCCUGCUCCAUGGUUAACCAAUGAAAUUAGGCAGCUUAUGAAUAAUCGUGACAGGGCAAAAAAAAAAUAUAGAAAAUCGCGUACUGCAUUGAAUCGAUGA